AUGAUUACCCAGCCUAUCAUUCAUCCAUAUAUGUUAUACAUGGCAUUGCCAGCAGUUCGAGCUUGCAUCGUAUUUGAGAUUCCACCCAAAGCUCCAGUGCCGAUGCGAAUCCAAAAUCGGUAUUGGAAUCCAUCACGACGCCACAUGCUGCGCAGUACCACAUUCUGCCAACAUCUGAUUCUCGGCAGAAAGGGCUUCGCAUUCGGUGCCCUACCGACGCAGACGCAGUUUUCUCCAUUCGGGAGGUAG
Molecule: messenger RNA, 249 nt
Organism: Penicillium antarcticum
Lineage: Eukaryota; Fungi; Ascomycota; Eurotiomycetes; Eurotiales; Aspergillaceae
Exons: 2
Coding region: 1-249 (82 amino acids)
Source: RefSeq, a predicted model, not a curated record